Molecule: messenger RNA, 405 nt
Organism: Didymodactylos carnosus
Lineage: Eukaryota; Metazoa; Rotifera; Eurotatoria; Philodinida; Philodinidae
Source: the annotation of a GenBank genome assembly
AUGACUCCACAGAGGAUCCUGCCGGGAUCCCGAGUCUCGACUAGGGAGGACGAAAAAGAUGAAAGCGUAUCAGAUGAUGAAGACAAAUUAUGUGAAACAGAAAAUAAUAGUUAUCGACGAUUAGACGAACUGGAUCUGUAUUUAGCAUUAAAAGUUGAUAAAGACCGGCUGCCAAUAAAUCCACUUGAAUUUUGGCAUGAAAAUCAAAGAACAUAUCCAAUUCUAUCAAAAGUAGCCCGGAAAAUACAUUCCAUACCCGCUGCAACGGCCGCAGUAGAAAGGCAAUUUAGCUCUGCUGGGUUUGUCGUAACGGAACGGCGAUCAAGUAUAAAUCCAGAGCAAGUUGAUAAUGUUUUAUUAAUUCGUUCAGUUAAGAGGAUGAACAGUUUAUUGGAAAGAAAAUAA